Protobothrops mucrosquamatus (brown spotted pit viper) is the source of this 935-nucleotide messenger RNA. Its product is annotated as KICSTOR complex protein kaptin-like. Gene Ontology annotation, biological process: cellular response to amino acid starvation; actin filament organization; negative regulation of TORC1 signaling. The annotation marks the transcript as partial. NCBI's taxonomy places the organism in Eukaryota, Metazoa, Chordata, Lepidosauria, Squamata, Viperidae. The transcript has 8 exons. The record is from RefSeq and is a predicted model, not a curated record. Gene Ontology annotation, cellular component: actin cytoskeleton; lamellipodium; KICSTOR complex. Gene Ontology annotation, molecular function: actin filament binding.
GAUUCUGGAGACAAAGCCAGCCCCUUCCUUAAUAUUUAUUGCGACUACGAGCCCGGCUCUGAAUAUAAUCUGGAUUCUAUUGCACAAAGCUGCCUGAACCUGGAAUUACAGUUCACACCGUUCCAGCUGUACCACGCAGAAGUCCAGGUUGCCGACCGGCCGGAGACCGUCUUCCUCCUGAGCGGAAACGAUCCCGCGAUUCAUCUUUACAAAGAGAAUGAAGAGCUCCAUCAGUUUGAGGAGCAGCCGGUCGAGAAUCUCUUUCCAGAACUUAAGGAACUUCCAAGCAACGUGCUCUGGCUUGACGUCUACAACAUUCCCAAUUCGGGGCAGCGGAUUACGGCUUUUGGCUGCCAGAGCGGCUACAUCCGGGUCGCUCAGGUUGAACCAGCCAAGCGGGCGGUGCUGCAGAGCUGGAGCAUCCAACAAGAUGGCCCCAUCUCCAAGGUCCUGGUUUUUGCUCUGCCAAGUUUCAUCCAGCCAGAGGACACCACUGGGGUUGUGUCUUUGAAAGGUGAGAUGGGAAGGGAACGGGGAAUGGGCGCUGAGAAGGGAGGGUCUCCCCCCUUGGUGGCCCAUAGGAACCAUGAGCUCUUAUGCUACAAAUAUCGGGCUGAAAACACGGGGGUGGCGAGCACAACGAGACGCCGCUGUUUCCAACCGCCUUCUGGAGAUUUCCAUCUGCUCUGGCAGCGCAGCUUCCCCAGCCCUUUGUUAUCCAUGGACUACGUAGACCUGACCUGCGAUGGCCUCUGUGAACUGGCCGUGGUGUGUCUGAAGGGGUUGCAUGUGCUCCAGCACAGCCUGACGGACGUCCUCCAGUGUCUUCUACAGCGCCUCCGGUUGGAAGCAACAAGCCGGGCAUCCCAUCUGAAUGUGUCCGUGCAGGACCCAGAUUCCAGGGUUGAGGAUACGGAGGGCCAAGGACCCGGAGC